Talpa occidentalis (Iberian mole) is the source of this 5633-nucleotide messenger RNA. RefSeq names its product fibrinogen silencer binding protein (gene FSBP). The transcript is spliced from 2 exons. The coding region runs from base 882 to 1781 and encodes 299 amino acids. NCBI's taxonomy places the organism in Eukaryota, Metazoa, Chordata, Mammalia, Eulipotyphla, Talpidae. The record is from RefSeq and is a predicted model, not a curated record.
UUGUAUUCAAUUUUAAGGCAUGAUUAUGCUGUUUCUCACUGUGACUGGUGAUUUUUACAAACAAUAAAAGCAGGCUAGCAUUUUCACAUACAUUAUAGCUAGAAUAAUCCAUUGCUUUAAAAACAAUUUUGGGGUCACUUUUUGGAUUUGGUAUUUAAUAAACAUGUCUUCUUAAGUAACUGAAAAAAAUACGCAGUGGUUACUGUAGGCUGUAAAAUGAAAGAGAAGCUUAGCUUUACUGUGGAGUCUGAAUCAGGGUGUAACCUAACUAGCUAGAGGAUAUGCAAUUCCUGAUUGACAGCAGGACCAGCAUUAUGCAGAUUUUGUGAGAGAGAACUGCAGCUCAGAAACAGUGAUUAAGGGGCUCUGUUAGGAAUCACUACAUUCACCACUUAAAUCUUUAGUUUUUCAUUUCCCUGCCUACUGGAUUUGUAAACAAAUAGCACAAAACAGUUCCUCUUUUGUUUUUAUUAAAGUGGUACUGCAGUGCAGUUUCAGUCUAUCAGCUAGGCAUACAUGUGUGGAAAUUCGAUAUUCUCAAUAAAUUAGUCAAUUUUUAGAUGGGUUUCAUGCUUGUCUUUAGACCUUUGUAUAUUAAAUCCUAUCUCGAGCUGUUCUCUUUAUACACAAGUGUGUUUUACUUGUGCCUUCCUGUCUUCUUCAGUGAGAAGCUUUAUGUAGGUCAGGCUUGGCUUAAGCAGAUUUCCUGAACCUGCGUCAGCUUAAGCUGGAGGAAUUUUAAUAAACCCUCCCCUGUAGGCGUGGGCCUAAAUGAGGCUAGCCUAGUUAAGCCUGAUCUUUUUCUGUUUGUGAAAAGAGCUGAGCAGAGCUGAAGACUGCUUGGUGGUUUCAGAAACUGCCUACUUAAUUUGAAAAGAACAAUGGUAGGAAAGGCUAGAUCUUCCAAUUUUACCUUAUCUGAGAAGCUUGAUUUGCUAAAGCUUGUGAAGCCAUAUGUUAAAAUUCUUGAAGAACACACUAAUAAACAUUCAGUUAUAGUGGAAAAGAAUAGAUGUUGGGAUAUCAUAGCAGUUAACUAUAAUGCAAUUGGAGUAGACCGCCCUCCUCGAACAGCGCAGGGCCUACGCACCCUUUACAAAAGGCUCAAAGAAUAUGCCAAACAGGAGCUAUUGCAGCAAAAAGAGACCCAAUCAGAUUUUAAAAGCAAUAUUUCUGAGCCAACCAAGAAAGUUAUGGAGAUGAUUCCCCAGAUUUCCAGUUUUUGCCUGGUAAGAGACAGGAACCACAUACAAAGUGCAAACUUGGAUGAGGAAGCACAGGCUGGUACCAGUUCACUACAGGUAAUGUUGGAUCACCAUCCAGUUGCUAUUACUGUGGAGGUGAAGCAAGAAGAAGAUAUUAAGCCACCUCCUCCAUUGGUUUUAAAUUCUCAACAGAGUGAUACUUUAGAGCAAAGAGAAGAACAUGAAUUAGUACAUGUUAUGGAAAGGUCUUUGUCACCAUCACUUUCCUCAGUUGAUAUGAGAAUGACAUCGUCUCCAUCUUCUAUCCCAAGGAGAGAUGAUUUUUUUCGGCAUGAGAGUGGAGAACGCUUUAGGUCACAAUUAGGGUAUGAUCCUCAGAUUCUGCAAAUGCUGAAAGAGGAACAUCAGAUAAUUUUAGAAAAUCAAAAAAAUUUUGGAUUAUAUGUUCAGGAGAAGAGGGAUGGAUUGAAAAGAAGGCAACAGCUAGAGGAAGAACUGCUAAAAGCAAAAAUUGAAGUGGAAAAGCUAAAAGCUGUUCGCUUACGGCAUGAUCUACCUGAGUAUAAUAGUCUCUAGGAUUUCUUUUUUUCAAUCUUGCAAUUUGAGAAUUUUAAUUUUGAAAUUAAAUUGUUUUCAUUCAGGAAUAUCCUGAACCAAAAUACAUAUUCUUAAAAAGUAUUGGUAAUAUCUAUUAUGAAAAAAACUUGACAUGACUUUCUAGUUAUUUCAUUUGCUUUGGAUCUAUUAAAACUUACUGAUUUGACUCCAUGGUUAUAUGUUAUUUUUGUCUUCUCUCACUUUUUUCCUAAGCUAUAAUUGUUAACCUUAUAAAAAGUGCUUUAUUUUGAUCAUAAAAAUUAGCAUACAUAAAUACAGGCCAAAUACAUAUACAUAUUUUUUCAUAUUUCUUAUCCUUCAAGAUUUUCAAUUAACACUAUGAAGGCUGUAAUUCAAGGUUUUUGAGUCAUUCAAAUUUAGAAGCAGUAUUUGCCUAAUAGAAACUUGUCAAUAUGACAUUGAUUUUUAUGCUUUCAAUAUUUGAAGGAAUAAGUCCUAGGACUUUAGAGAUAGAAGGUAUUUGGAGAAGGUAUUUUCUCACCAAUUAGAGGUAAUGAAACUGAGUUGCAGGGGGAACUUAGUGACUUACUUGAUGUAACAAAAUGAUUUAUGGCAGAGCAAGGACCAGCAUUCAGUUUUUGUUUCUCAAAAUUAUCUCCUGUCAUUCCUUAAAAGUAAAAAUCCACUAAAAUAGUCUCCAUAUUUAAAAAUUGGAUCUAUUUAUUUUGUUAAAAUUGUUUUUAAAGAUUGAUAGUUUAUGAAAUCUGGAAAAUUGUAUCCAUUACCCAAUGCUUUUUUUAUCUAGUAGAACAAACAAGCUAUUCUAUUGGAGUUAUUAUAUAUGUUGACGGUAAGAUUUAAUAUAUCUUAAUUCACUUAAAAUCUUACUCUGGAAGCUACUUUCAUGGUAAAAACCACAGUAAAAAUUUAGGUGAAUAAGACUGAAAUUUUACUUAGAAUAAUAUUGUCAAAAAAUCAUGUUUGUAAUAUGUGAUAGCAUCAUUAGUCAUGCUUUUUGGUACACAUUGCUAUGUUAGUAUUUGUGGAAAUAAAUAAAAACCUUGAUUUUUAAGUUAUACAUAUUUAAAUUUAUGAUAAAUCUUCAGUUACUUAAGGAUUUUAAUUUUUGUUGGAGCUCUGUUGGGCAAAGAUUUUUGAGCCAAACUUUAGAAUGCUGUAGGUAGAAUUUCAACACUAUGGAUAGAAAGGAUGUUUAAGAGUAAAUAGCUUAAAAGGCAUAGAGAUGGAGGAAAGCAAAUCAGACUGUACAAGCAUAGAAGUAGUGCUAACUCAGGUGAUUUAAACGAGUGUAGAGAGAACCAAUUAGGCUGUGAUAACCUGGAUUAGGAUAUCUUUUCCUUUAUUAAAUAGGGGUAGCUACUCUUUUACAUGCAGGGAUAAGCCAGAAAUCUACAUUUUUAUUUGCUAUUUUACAUAUUUAAAAUGGUUGCGAAUUAGUCAAAAUGUUUCUAAAACACUAAACUUGUGAGAGGAACUCAUUUACCAUUGGGGUUUAUAGCCUUUGGAAUAGAGCAAUCUUGGUCACUUCAGAAUUUGUGAUUCAGAAACUGGAGGCAAGAAUCCAGAAAUCUGCCCUUUGGAGACUCUGCUGAAACCAGAAGAGUAGUAGAGUAUUUGGAAACCUAACUUGGUGACUGAACCAUACUAGAUUUUCAAAAAAUUUUGUUGAAAAGAGGAGUUGGUGAAAGGGUAUACAUUUUGGAAGGUGGUUGAUGCCAGAUUAUGGAUUACAUUAAAUGCUUUUUUUGAGGAACGUGAAUGUACAAUAGGAAGCCAUCGCAGGCUUUUGAUUAGGGAGCUAUGGCUAGAGUUCUAUUUUAGUGUUGUAAUAUCAAGAUUUAGGGGUAGUGAGAGGAAAUGAAAAAUUUAGGUUAUGGUUAUAGAUACAAAAAUAAAAUGGACACCUUUACACCAAUCAACAAUAACUUGAUUGCUUAAUUUUAUUGACGGAAAUAAAAAGGCAUUUUAUAUCUGCUAGAGUUAAAUAUUUAUUGUAAAAAUACCUUGAAUGUAUAAUGUGAUAAAUCCUUUUGAUAAUUUCAUCUUUUAGCUGUGCUGUGACUUCUUUGAAUCUAAUGAAUCUUAUAAUUCUAAUUUGAAGUUAAUGUUUUUACAAUAUAAUUUUAGUAAAUUCAUCUUUACAGUACUAAGCUUUCUGAAAUUAUUGAAAGCAAUUACAAUAUGAAAUUAAUUCAUAUUACAAUCUCACUGUUAAUACUCAGAAUUGAUAAUGAUUUUUUAAUUUGAAUGUUGAUUUGGUGCCACUAAAUCUGAGUUCUGUGUUCAAAAGAGUGCAACAUACAUUUUUUUCUGUGUCGUCAUUAAGUUCUAAAAUCAAUGUGGAAGGUAAAAAUGUAUAUGUAGAAUUGCCCUGAAAAUUCUUUUGCUGCCCUUUGAAUAGUGUAGACAAGGGCUACAGUCAUGUUUUUCUCCAGCAUUGAUCAAGAUAGUUGUUUCUUUGGUUCUGUCAAGUGACAUUUAUUAGCUUUUAGGAACUGAGUAGGAUAAAAAACCCUUUUUUUAAAAUAUAUUUCUAGAAAGACUGUACUCACUGCAGUAAGCUAGGGCAGCUGUUUUCCUGAGUUAGUCUUGUUUGAUUUUAAUUUGCUCUGUUGUGUAGUCACCCAUGUAACAAUAAUUAGCAUAAUAAAAGUUUAUGAGAAUUCCUGUACAAAGGAAACUUUACUUAUUUGACCACUCUUUUAGAGGAUGCUUAUUAUCAGAGUAUCUUCAAGGAAAUUCUGAGCUAAUGCUUUUUUGGAGGGUUGGGGGAGCACAGAUAAUGAAACUUUUGAGUCUUUUGACUUACCAACGAUUAUCAGCAAUUUUUGCUGAGGACAAGUUUCACUAAAGGGAAGGUAUAGGAGCAAAUUCUGCUAGUACCAAUGGGAUACAGCUGAAGUUUCCAGAUAUCCUGCAUAGCAUAGAAAACUGUGUGGGACUAUGAGAUUUACCCACAAAAUGUAAUGCUAGAAAAACAGGGGAUAAUGAUUUUAUAUUUUAAAUGUAGAUUUGAUUCUGUACAAAUACAUUAAGUUUGAAAAGUAUGGUAAGUCAAAAGAUUAUUUCAACUAAUAUGUUAGUAAUUUAGGUAAUGGAUAGGUUCUUUUUCCACCUUUCAAUUUUAUUCAUAUGAAGUCAAAUGAAUACAUUGUUACUUUCAUGGCUCCUGAUUUUUUAAACUUAGAUAUGAUUUAUGCAUCUUGAAAGAGUUAAUGAAGCCCUUUAAUAUCUAAGAAGUGCCAACAAAUUUCUUAAAACAUUCAAAUGAAGUAUUUUUUUGUAUAAUGAGACAUCAACUUGGGUUACUUCAUUUUUGAAAGAUUCACUUUGCCCUCUUCUGUCUUUAUGUGAAAAUGUUUAAAAUAUGAAUUGUUUUCCUUGUGCCUUCUUUUAAUGUUAAUUUUUAGAUAGACAUUUUAAAAUUUAGAUUGUAAUAAAUUGUGUUUAAUGUACUGUAGAUGAUGGUGGCUAUAUGCUUUGUUAAUAUAUAUUCUCUUGAAUACAAGGUAAUACAUUGUACUAAUUUGUGUACUCUGUGUGUGCCAUGAAACAAAGAAUUAAUACUACAGAGGUAAAAUUUUUGAUGAGGCAUAACAAAUUUAUAUAGACUGUUGUGUUGUAAUAGAUACCAAAUGUACCAUGUCUAAGUAUCAUAAUAUAUUUAUUUUUUCAAAUGUCAAGAGACCCAUAAAUUCUCAAAAUCAAUUAUUUGAUGGUGAAUUUGGUUGUAAAUAUUUAAAUCAUUAGAUGAAAUAUGGUUGCAGUACUUAAGAAAUAAGAGUAAAUUCUUAAUAUGUAAUCUAAUUAAACAUAAACAUGGAUGCUCAAUCUUUGAUUUUGAGAAAC